Molecule: messenger RNA, 375 nt
Organism: Pseudogymnoascus destructans
Lineage: Eukaryota; Fungi; Ascomycota; Leotiomycetes; Thelebolales; Thelebolaceae
Exons: 4
Coding region: 1-375 (124 amino acids)
Source: RefSeq, a predicted model, not a curated record
AUGUGUAUCGUCUUCACAUGUGGCGAACAUGAGUUCUCCUCAGAGUUGAAAGGUUACGAGGGCGUCACCUGCCAAUGCCACAACUGUGGAAACCACUCAGCGACAGUGAUGAAGCGGUGGAACUGGUUCACAUUCUGCUUCGUGCCCAUUCUUCCGCUCUCUACACACGCCUACAAGGACGUUGUCUGUCGGAUCUGCGGCUUUGCGCAACCCCUAGAGAACCGGCAAGACGUCCAACAACAACACAGAGGUGCGGGAAAUGAGAUGCAGCCUCAAGGCCAACCUGGACCGGGGUAUAAUCAACAACAGCCUGGAUGGGGUCCACCACAAGGUCAACAACAGCCCGGUGCCAAGGCAAACAUGACGUACGGAUAG